UCCUUCUUUCAGACAAUGGACGGAACUCUGUGGUGCGGCUUGCAUAUUGAUGAGUGCGGAAGACAUGGCGAAAUUUAUGAACUUCAUGUUAAAUGAUAGAAAGACGGACUCGGGCAUCCGUUUGAUGGACCGAAAGAAGAUAGAAGAUUUCUUUUUGAUAUGGCAACAACUGCAGUCCUCACGUACAGAGGACUAUUUUGUAAAAUCCAAAGGGGUCCCGUAUUCUAGAACAUACUCAGGAUACAGCUUGGGGUUCAAUGUUGGGAAAUAUAGAGGUCACAGAAUACUAGAGGAGGCGGGAAACCUCUUUGGUUACCGGUCACUUAUAACGCUUUUCCCAGACAAACACUUGGGUAUUUUUAUCUCAGCAACUGGUGAAGACGACGACGAAAUGUUCCGGAUUUCAGUUAGUUCCUAUAUAAGUGAUCUUUAUAAUGAAGAGGAACCCUGGCUUAACUCUACCAUGCUUUGUAACUUUCCACAACCUUUCAUGCCCCACCCUGUCAAGAGACGCCCCACUUACAUCCCUAGAGACAUUCCGCUAGAACGCCCGGUUGAGGACUACACGGGGACAUAUUUCAAUGAAGUGUUUCGUGACUUGUUGAUAACGUCCGAAAACAACCAAUUAAAACUUACCUAUGGUUACGUCACCUUUGAUCUUCAGAAGAAAGCGAAAAAUUCUGAAAAAUUUUACAUGAUCGCUCAAGGGUCUGCAAAACAUGUUCUUCAGACAAAAUUCCUUCAGUUCCGAGAAAGUAAGAUAAAUGGUACAGACACUAUAAAUGCAGUGUAUCUCAAGAGCUUCGAAGAUAGUGAAUUUGUUAAAUUGCCGGACGUUGACAUACUAUCUAACCACUUCGACUUCCUGUGACAAGCUAGCGAAGCAUUCAGGAAAGAUUUUGGGGUAUUACUUUACAAAAAAUAUCUCUCAGGAUAAAGAAAUAUUACCGUUGCAGUGUUGCCUACACUUUAUAAAACCGCGUACAGUUGCAUAUAGUAGUACAUUGUUAAUGUAAAUAAAAUCACGAAAUAAAAA
Messenger RNA from Saccostrea cuccullata (small rock oyster), 1036 nucleotides. RefSeq lists its product as uncharacterized. The transcript is spliced from 2 exons. Bases 50 to 871 code for a protein of 273 amino acids. Lineage: Eukaryota; Metazoa; Mollusca; Bivalvia; Ostreida; Ostreidae. The record is from RefSeq and is a predicted model, not a curated record.